CGACAGCAACUGGAUGAUAUGUCGACAUCACUAGACAUGGCUGAUCCAGAUCCAUCGAAAUAUCCACGCCCGAACUUUCGAGAGGCCAUGGAGAUCACUUCCCAACUCGGCCAGAUGGUGGAGCAAAUCAAAUCUUCCUACGACAAUAUCGCUCUCAUUGCACCCGAAGCGCCCAAAGACAAAGACCAUCACUGUGGCCUGCUGAAAGGAUUUAGAAUUGAUACUUUGCUAAAUAUACUGAGGCGUUUCAUAGGAGAUGACCUUCGCUGGGUAUUUGAUUAUUUUAGAUACAGCAUUUCGACUUGGUUGACAGUGGAGGAUUACGAAUCCAACGAAUUUCACCAUAGAAAACUAAUUGCAAAGAAGACUAAGUGCUUCAAGGUUUUGGACUUUCUAGCCCAAUGGUCCAAGAUAUCUGAUUUCGGAAUUGCUCAAAAUGAAUGGCAACUUUCAGUAGAUCGAUUUGACAAGUACUUAGAUAACUUAAUCGUGCGAGUUACUCCGGCAAUCCUAUUCGAAGAGGAGACCGGAGACGUUGAUGAGGCUCGAUCGCAUGCUAGCUCUUCAAGCGGAUCGGGAGACGAACGAGCCGGAGAUAGCUUAUCGAGUACAUCCGAAGGUGAUACACCUGAAACCUCAGCUGAUUCAUCUUUAGCUGAACUUGAAGACAGCGAAUCUGAAGACGAUGGGCAUUUGCCCAGAAGACCAAGUCCAGUCAACUCUUUAAGGCCGGACAUCUUUAAGCUCGCCCAGUUGGCAGUACCGCUCCUCAAACUAGGCAGGAUCUUCUUUUACAAGCUGUUGCCCACCCCAACAACCAAACCACGAUUCACCACCAGUACUCGAUUGAGUUCAGAUGAGAUGUCACCAUUGAUGCGGGAAGUUGUAUCCGUUGGACGUUACCUGUGGCAACUUGGUCAAGAAUUAGCUGGUGCUUAUGAUGGCGCUAGCCUUUAUCAUGAUUCGACCCAGAAAUACCUUGAUACAGUUCUAUAUCAUUUUGAAUUCUCCGUGGAGCUACUGAGUCUUCAUGUGAUACCAUUACCUGCCCAAACCGCAGAUCAUCUAAAAGUCGUGACUCGUGUUCUUAGUGGAAUGGUUUUAGCAUUCAGGAAGAGACUCUUGGCGGGCAAGCAAGGCAAGACCUUGAGAAGAUUGCAGGGGAUGGCUUUGGAUGGCUUUGGCUCAGGACCCAGGAUGCAAGCACCUGAGUGGAGGGAAAUUGGUUUUCGAGGCUCUAGAUCGGUUCUGGGGGACCCUCAGACUCCAACGGGAAGUCCUCCACUACCAUCUACUAGGGUAGCUCACACGCGCGUAAGAGAUGGUUUAAAUGUCAUUUUGAUGUUAAUUGAGUUGGCCGCAGGAACCGAUGGUUUGGGGAAGCCUCUCAAACAAAUUUCCUGGAGGGCCCUACAGAGCUGGCUAGAGCCGAAGAAACCAACUAUUGCGCGUCUCGAACUGAAUACAACUUACGAGUCCCUCGCUUGGCGGAGGGAUGGGAAACGCGCUGGGGUCUCGUGUUCUUCUCCAUUCACGCGCCUCGUAUCAACCCUGUGCCCCUGUGUCGGUGAGGGCAAGGACUAUGGCUCCAGUGCCAGCAUUGUCCGAGCAAUCGCCCGGUGGACUUGCCUAAUCAGUCCGACAGUCCCGCCACCUGGAUACACCUGCCUGGCGUCAGCCGGAUCACUGGGCCCAGUCCCGGAUGAUCAUGCAGGAUGUGGGGUCGGGCAAGGGCGUAGGGCUCAGAAUACGGUACUUGGCAAGCAUGGGAUCGUUGAAGAAAGGAAGGAAUUCAGAAUGCAGUUCGCAAAGAUGGAUGAGUAUAAAUUACAUAAAUCAAAGAACAUGAAGAUGUAG
Messenger RNA from Puccinia graminis f. sp. tritici CRL 75-36-700-3, 1857 nucleotides. RefSeq lists its product as uncharacterized. The transcript has 3 exons. NCBI's taxonomy places the organism in Eukaryota, Fungi, Basidiomycota, Pucciniomycetes, Pucciniales, Pucciniaceae. The record is from RefSeq and is a predicted model, not a curated record. Bases 19 to 1857 code for a protein of 612 amino acids.